Molecule: messenger RNA, 1391 nt
Organism: Diceros bicornis minor
Lineage: Eukaryota; Metazoa; Chordata; Mammalia; Perissodactyla; Rhinocerotidae
Product: serpin A11-like
Exons: 4
Coding region: 1-1269 (422 amino acids)
Biological process (GO): negative regulation of endopeptidase activity
Molecular function (GO): serine-type endopeptidase inhibitor activity
Source: RefSeq, a predicted model, not a curated record
AUGGGGCCAGCGUGGCUGUGGCUGCUGGGAGUAGGGAUCCUGGCCUCUGUCCUUUGUCAGCCCUUUCCUGCCCAUGCAGAUAAGAAUCUGGGGGUGCCUCAAGCCCCCAGUGACCAGCACUCAGAGCCAGCCCCCGCCCACCGUAAAAUCACACCCACCAUUACCAACUUUGCUCUGCGUUUGUAUAAGCAGCUGGCAGCAGAAACCACAGGAAACAUCUUCUUCUCGCCCGUGAGCAUCUCUACCACCCUGGCCCUGCUCUCUCUUGGGGCGCAAGCUGACACCCCGACUCAGAUCCUGGAGGGCCUCGGCUUCAACCUCACGGAGACCCCAGAGGCCGACGUCCACCGAGGUUUCCAGAGCCUCAUCCACACCCUGAACUGGCCCAGCCCCAAACUUGAACUCAAAGUAGGCAGCUCCCUGUUCCUGGACAAGCAGCUGAAACCUCAGCAACACUUUCUGGACACCAUCAGAGAGCUGUACGGGGCUUUCGCUUUUUCUGCCAACUUCACGGAUUCCGCUACAACUGGGAGGCAGAUUAAUGACUACGUGAGAAAGCAAACAUACGGGCAGGUCGUGGAUUGCCUCCAGGAGCUCACACAAGACACGCUCAUGGUCCUCCUGAAUUACGUCUUCUUCAAAGCCAAGUGGAAGCAUCCCUUCAAUCGCUAUCAGAGCCAGAAGCAAGAGAGCUUCUCUGUGGAUGAGAGGACCUCUCUACGUGUCCCCAUGAUGCACCAGAAGGAAAUGCACAGGUUCCUCUAUGACCAGGAGGUGGCUUGCACUGUCCUCCAGAUCGAGUACAGCGGAAAUGCCCAGGCCCUGCUGAUCCUCCCUGAUCCUGGGAAAAUGGAGCAGGUGGAGGCGGCUCUACAGCCAGAGACCUUGAGAAAAUGGGGCCAGUUGCUCCUGCCCAGCCUACUGGACUUGCAUUUGCCAAGGGUUUCAAUUUCUGGAACACAUGACCUGGAAGAGAUACUUCCCCACAUUGGUCUCACCAACAUUUUCAACAUGGACGCUGACUUAUCAGGAAUCACUGGGCAGCUCAACAAAACCAUCUCCAGGGUGUCACACAAGGCGGCCGUCGACAUGAGUGAGCGGGGAACCGAGGUAGGAGCUGCCUCAGGCCUCCUCUCCCAGCCCCAGGCUCUGAAUGCAACAUCGGCCCCACAUUCCCAUUUCAACAGGCCUUUCCUGGUGCUCCUUUGGGAGAUGACCACCCAGAGCUUACUCUUCCUGGGAAAAGUUGUCAACCCGGUGGCAGGGUGACCGUGGUGGGAGGCCAGGCGGUGUCUUGUCUCUCCUCAGCUCAAACAAACAGGAAGCCCAGCACCAGCCUGCAUCACGGCUGCUGUGAGAACCAGUUAAUCAGUGUGCAAAGAUGCUAAUAA